GGGCAUUCCACUCCAGAAGCGGGUAUCAUAAUUCAUCAGAGAAUAAAUUGUUAUGCUUGAAUCAAGUUUGUUUUGUCAAAUGUACCAUGACUUGAAGCCUGAACGCAGGGCGUGCAUUAUAGCGAUCGACUUCUUGAAUUCCCCGCUGGUCCCUUACCAACAAUCCCAGAAUUCAAUGCGCAUGGUGUUUUACGGACGGGCUGGAUCGACGAAGCCGCCAAGGACUCUUCCAGUUGAAAAGAUGCACGUGUAUGGCGACAAGCGACUACUUUCAGCUCUCACUACAGUGCUAAUAUCUCUGCAUCCUGAAAAGCUGAGAAAAGAGAAGGACGUGGUCAAGGAAAAGCCCAAGUCAAAAGUUGACCUAAGGCAGCGGUUGGACUACAGUAAGAGGCUAGGAGACUAUGUGGUCAAAAACAUCUAUGAGAAGAAUCAGGACUACACUUUCAAAAAGAAAGGUGUUGAAGGUUGUCAUACACAGGCGUCGGGAGUUUUGUGGUGGCUAGGUGCUCCAAAAGCCUGACUUUCCAGGCCAGACAAUAAAACUGCCAUUGCACAGUACCGUUCAAGGUUUACAGGCUAGUAAACAAGUCUCGUUUGGAACUCUACUGUUUUCAUGGUCAUGUUUUCUCAUUUUUGUUAUGUUUUUUGUAGCAUACAUGCUUUAUAUGACAAAACUACAUGUAGUUUCUGUUUUGAACGUUUCAAAACUGCUGCUGCUAUUUCUCUUAGACACAAGAAAUGUGAAAAUAUAAAUAUUAAUUCAUGAACAUGCAACUUGAACAUGUUGGCAGUAGCCCAUAUACUUCAGGUCAAAUCCAGGUAGAUCCUGAUAUACUGAUUUUAUAUGACAGGCUAUAUUAUUAUGUUAAUAAGGACAAGUUCCCAUUGUAUAUCCAGUGGAUCAUUUUAUUAAUAAAUAUCCUGCCUACAUGUCAGAAACAAAUGCUGCUUUACAACAAUAUAUGUGUGUCCACCAAAGUUUUCCCUGCCUAUUUGUGAAAAUUACACAGAAA
Messenger RNA from Branchiostoma floridae (Florida lancelet), 1016 nucleotides. RefSeq lists its product as uncharacterized. The transcript is spliced from 4 exons. The coding region runs from base 53 to 523 and encodes 156 amino acids. NCBI's taxonomy places the organism in Eukaryota, Metazoa, Chordata, Leptocardii, Amphioxiformes, Branchiostomatidae. The record is from RefSeq and is a predicted model, not a curated record.